UCCCCUCUCCGCUCCGUAUAGUCCGGAGACUUUUUGCCCUCCGGUUACCGGGUCCCUCAGGUGGCCACCCCAGUGGGCACACGCCCAGGCGCCGCUUCUGCCCCGCGCUCCCUCCCUCUGCCUUUCACUUCCCAGCUGCCAAGAUCUUGGAAGCUUUGAAGCUCAGCAAAGGAGGAAAAUCCAUUGAGAACAGUCUGUAAAGUCACUUGCAGUGUCGACCAAUAUCCAGAUAUUACCUACACUCGCCUAUCUGCUUGAACCAGAGAUUCCUGCACUGGAUGAGUGGGGAAUGAUGCUUUGAGGCCUCCAGUGACCUUUGUCUAGAGUGGUUGUGUGGACGCUCAUUUUUUUAAACGCCUGUCUCCUUUGCCUGGCAAGGUUUCAACCGUGAGGAAAUGUCAUUCAGAUUUGGCCAACACCUCAUCAAGCCCUCUGUGGUUUUUCUCAAAACAGAACUGUCCUUUGCUCUUGUGAACAGGAAACCUAUGGUACCAGGACAUGUCCUCGUGUGUCCCCUUCGGCCAGUGGAGCGCUUCCGAGACCUGCGUCCAGAUGAAGUGGCAGAUUUGUUCCAGGCAACCCAGAGAGUCGGGAUGGUGGUGGAGAAGCAUUUCCAGGGGACUUCUCUCACAUUUUCCAUCCAGGAUGGCCCUGAAGCCGGGCAGACUGUGAAGCAUGUUCACGUCCACGUUCUUCCAAGGAAGGCUGGAGACUUUCACAGGAAUGACAGCGUCUAUGAUGAGCUCCAGAAACAUGACAAAGAGGAAGAGGACUCCCCAACCUUGUGGAGAUCUGAGGAGGAAAUGGCAUCAGAAGCUGCAGCACUAAGGGUCUACUUUCAGUGACUUUGCAGGUGCGAAAGUAACUUGAACAAAUCCCAAGGCAUACGGAAAUGGGCCUCGUUCUCUAGGACUCUGCGGCAUUGGAAAUGAAGCUAAGCAGACUUUAUUACAUCCUACAAUUCUGCAACCUUUUGUGAAGCAUUUUAUUCCACUUGUGGAAGCCAUCGGGGUUAUGUUUCAAUCACCAUGACUGACAGGCUAACUUCAAAACAACAGCAUCGGCAGCCCUUCCAUAUUUCCUGGGCUAUGCACUUGGAAUAGAACCUUUUCUAAAUUGUCCCUUGGCCUGGAUGGAAAUAAAAUGGUGGUUAAAAUAUUUA
Molecule: messenger RNA, 1162 nt
Organism: Neofelis nebulosa (Clouded leopard)
Lineage: Eukaryota; Metazoa; Chordata; Mammalia; Carnivora; Felidae
Gene: FHIT
Product: fragile histidine triad diadenosine triphosphatase
Exons: 11
Coding region: 396-845 (149 amino acids)
Biological process (GO): purine nucleotide metabolic process; negative regulation of proteasomal ubiquitin-dependent protein catabolic process; diadenosine triphosphate catabolic process
Cellular component (GO): cytoplasm; nucleus; plasma membrane
Molecular function (GO): bis(5'-adenosyl)-triphosphatase activity; ubiquitin protein ligase binding
Source: RefSeq, a predicted model, not a curated record